Aspergillus wentii DTO 134E9 is the source of this 1545-nucleotide messenger RNA. Its product is annotated as hexadecenal dehydrogenase. Bases 1 to 1545 code for a protein of 514 amino acids. The record is from RefSeq and is a predicted model, not a curated record. The transcript has 4 exons. Lineage: Eukaryota; Fungi; Ascomycota; Eurotiomycetes; Eurotiales; Aspergillaceae. Gene Ontology annotation, biological process: aldehyde metabolic process. Gene Ontology annotation, cellular component: cytoplasm. Gene Ontology annotation, molecular function: aldehyde dehydrogenase (NAD+) activity.
AUGGGAGCCACCGACAUUCCAAGCAUUCAAUUUACUCCGAUCGAGGAGAUCCAGCAGCGAUCCUCCACCCUCCAGAAGACCUUUGAAGAGCACCGCACACGCGACGUCGAGUUCCGACUGGUCCAGCUCCGCAAGCUCUACUGGGCAAUCAAGGACAAUGAAGAUAAAAUCGCCCACGCCCUGCACCUCGACUUGGGAAAGCCCCUCUUCGAGACCGAGAUCGCCGAGUGUGGCUGGUUGAAGAACGACAUCGUCUUUGUGUCCCGAAACUUGCAUAAAUGGGCCAAGGAUGAGAAGGCUGAAGAUAUCGAUCUCACUUUUAAGUUUAUGAGCCCUAAAAUCAGAAAGGAUCCCCUGGGACGUGUUUUGGUUAUCGGCGCAUUCAACUAUCCUUUCCAGUUGACCCUUGGCCCCGUCAUUGGUGCCAUCGCCGGUGGCAAUACAGUCGCUAUCAAGCCUAGUGAAAACGCCCCCAAUAGCGCCGUCGUCAUCCAGCAGCUCGUCGAGGCUUCCCUCGACCCCUCGUGUUAUACUGUCAUCCAGGGAGGUGUCCCCGAGACACAGGCUUUGCUUGCAGAGCGAUGGGAUAAGAUCUUCUUCACUGGUGGUGCCACCGUCGGACGUAUCAUCGCCAAAGCCGCGGCUCCUCACCUCACCCCGGUCGUGUUGGAACUGGGUGGAAUUAACCCAGCCAUCAUCACUAAGACUGCCAACCCCAGAUUGGUUGCACGUCGGUUGUUGUGGGGUAAAUUGAUGAACGCGGGUCAGAUCUGCACAUCGCAGAACUACUUGCUGGUGGACCGACAGGUUCUGCCCGCCGUCAUUGAGGAGUUCAAGAAGGCCUACAAGGAGUUCUACCCGGAAGGUGCCAAGUCAUCUCCGGACUACUCUCGCAUUGUCAAUGUGGCUUCUUUCCACAAGCUCAAGGGCAUGAUUGAUAACUCCAAGGGCAAGAUUCUACUUGGAGGUACCAUGGAUGAAAAGGAGCUUUUCAUCGAGCCCACAUUAGUUCAAGUCGAUGAUGUUGAUGACUCGAUGUUGGUGCAGGAGAGCUUUGGUCCCCUGAUUCCUAUUCUCCCCGUGAACGAUGCCGAAGAAGCUGUCAGAAUCGCCAAUGGAAUUCAGAGCACACCUUUGGGUGUCUACCCAUUCGGCUCCAAGGCUGACACCGAUAAAAUUCUUGCAACCACUCGUUCCGGUGGCGCUUCGGUUAACGAUGCUGCUUUGCACAUUCCUACUCUUCCAUUUGGUGGUGUUGGUGAAAGUGGCUACGGUGCCUACAGAGGAAGAGCCAGUUUUGAGACAUUCGUGCACCGUCGCCCGAUCACGACAAGCCCAAGCUGGGUUGAAUCUUUCCUUGCUAUCAGAUACCCUCCUUAUGCCGGCAAGCUGAACAAGUUCAAGGCUGCUAGCACUCUUGUGCCCGACUUCGACCGGGACGGAAACAAGCUUACCUUUGGCUGGUUGCGUACCAUUCUGACCCUUGGUGGAGGAACUGCGAAGGCUGGCGCCGGCAGGGCUGCCGUGGUUGCUGCUGGUAAGUGA